This is a messenger RNA of Meleagris gallopavo (turkey), 1453 nucleotides long. Lineage: Eukaryota; Metazoa; Chordata; Aves; Galliformes; Phasianidae. The record is from RefSeq and is a predicted model, not a curated record.
GUUGCGAGUAGGAAAGGUUCCCUGGUUGGAGGUCUCUCUCUUGUGAGUCUUUUGUGUGAACUUUGCUCUUCAGAGAUGGGAGGGGAAGUCCCUUAUACAACCCUGGCAACACGACUGAUGAUGGGGGCUUGGUGGCUUUUUGCUUUGAUUGUCAUCUCCUCCUACACAGCAAACCUAGCUGCUUUCCUCACCAUCACACGCAUUGAGAACUCUAUCCAGUCUCUCCAGGAUCUCUCAAGGCAGACGGAUAUUCCUUAUGGCACUGUCUUGGACUCUGCGGUCUAUGAACACGUUCGAGUGAAAGGGAUGAAUCCUUUUGAGAGGGACAGCAUGUAUUCCCAAAUGUGGCGGAUGAUUAACAGAAGCAAUGGUUCGGAGAACAACGUCUUGGAGUCGACCGCAGGCAUUCAAAAGGAAGAACAGAGAUAAGGGUUAUCCGCCAACUGCUGUUCACAUGAAAGCUUUUGGAAGAUCACAUUUGGAUUGCUCAGGAAGAAAGUUCUGUUGAUUUACAAGCAAACACAAGAAAUACCACUGAAGCUGUCCCUUUCAGGAGUCAUUUGAGAUAAUUCUCCCUCAGCUGGAAGAUGAAUGUGAUGAUAAAAGCUAUUCUUAGGCAUGGAAAAUGAGAGUAGAGUGGAAUGGAACAGUUCUGUUGAAAGGGACUUUCAAAGAUUACCUAUUGUAACUACCCAUCCUCUUCAGGGCUAGCCAACAGUUACUGUGUAACAGUGUGUUACUGAAGGCAUUAUACCAAUGACUCUCGAAUGCUGCCAGGCGUGGGUCAUCAACCAUCUCCCUAGGAAGCCUGUUCUAGUGCUUGAGCAGCCUUAUGAGUGGUAUCCUUUACAAAAGAUAAUUGAUAAAAGGCAGGGACUAUGAUCUGUGGAAUAGCUUGAAAGACAACAUUUUACAGGAAGGAAUUGGUGGGUCCCCUCUGCCUGUAUAUAUACUUCGUAAUGCUCUUCGGAGCCUUAAAUGAAUUUAGCAGGUCUGCACCAGGGCCACUAACACAACCAAAUUAUAGUUCUGGAGAAAACGAACCACUGGCUGUCCCUUUGUGCUUUGUUAACCAAUAUGAAAGCAUCGCACAGGAGUGGGAUGUCCGCGCCCUGCUGCACUUUCUUUGAGGUGAGCAGAGUUUGCAAGUACCCAUCACAAGAUGACAGGUUUAGACAGUCAGGCAUCAGGAUAUUGAAAAGGCUUAACCAAGCAUUUUUAUUAUAUCUUAAAGUCCCUCUGUUUUGUCUAACUUCUGUUCUUCAAAUAUUUGGAGGAAAGUAGCAGUAGAAUGUAUCUUUAAACAGGAGGAGGGGGAUCAAAUGCUGAUGUCUUCAGCGUAUUAUUCCUUGCUUAGCAGGAUGGUGCGUUUGCUGGACCAGAGACUUCAUGGAGAAUCACACCUGUGCAAAUGAGAGCAAGUUUUAGCCAAAUGACAGUGAUUACAUAAUCC